AUGAGAAUGGAUGGAGUGGAUCUGGAGGGAGACGUGCGGUCCAUCAUAGAUCAGGAGAGUGGGACUCUGGUAGACAUUCUUUGCGAUCAAGACUGCGAUACCCUGAGGCAUCUUCACGCCAUGGUCGACUAUCAAACACAAGAGCGGCUCAGCUGCUUGCAAGGCCGAAGGGAGCAAAUAUCUGCGCUUGUAGAUUACUUCAAGACCGCGGAUCCCUUCAGGGGCAAAAAGUUUCUUGAGACCAUAUGCAUGCACUGUGAGAACAUACCGAUGCUCCUGGAGUCCCGUCUCAUGUCAGCAUCUGUGAUUGAUCUAGUAGAGAGCUAUACCACUGAUGUGAAGUCACUACUGCUGAAGAAAUACAAGAGAGUGACAAAAGACGUGGCUUGGGAGGUGCGUCUAGAUCAAACAUCGAUUGCUUUACGACACAAAAGCCCCGCGAGGGGUAGAGAGCGAAUGGACAGAGUGCAAGUUCAGGCGUCUUUGGAUUCCCAGGAUGGGGAGGAAGCUGCGAUGGAAGAUAAAGUGACUGCUGAGUCUCUCUUGAGCACAACCGGCAGGGUGGUGGUUUUGCUGGGCCAGGCUGGUUCCGGAAAGACUCUUUUGAUGCAUUGCCUCGGCCAGCACUGGGCUCAGGGUGCCUUUCCCUCUAUACAUCUGCUUUUCCUUUUCGAGUUCCGUCAACUCAACCUUGUGCCGCAGUCGCUUUCCCUGAGAGAGCUGCUCUUUCGAUUCUUUCUUCCACCUCAGGUCGACGACGAUGAAGGCCAGGCUGUGCUGAACUUCAUCCUCUCCAACCCCGAGAAGAUCUGCUUCAUAUUCGAUGGGUACGACGAGUUUCAGGCAAAGUUCACCAACCCGGACAACCUUUCCGAGCCCGUGGAUCCGGAUUGCCGACUGUCCAUGGCCGAACUGCUUUCUGGACUCUGCAGUCGCAGGAUCCUCCCAAAUUCCACCGUACUGGUCACAUGCAGACCGCGGGACGUGGCUCACUUUUUUGAGAGUUCCGGUUGCUGCAUUGGUGAGCUCCUGGGCUUCGAUCGACAGCGUGUGAGGGACUACGCGAACCAGUUCUUCAAGGAGAAGAAGCACGAUCGCGCGGAGAUGGCAGUUAAUGUGCUGAUGGAAAGCCGACACCUCCUCACCAUGUCUUUCGUCCCAGCACUUUGCCAUAUCUGCUGCAUCUGUUUGGACCACUUGUUCUCCAAAAAUGGGUCAUGUCAGACUUUCCGGCUGCCCACCACGCUGACCCAGAUUUACCUCCAGAUUCUCAGUGCUUACCUCAGCCGGAGUCAGGGCAGUGGACAUGCGGGUUCAUCUGCAUCUGUGCUGCAGCAGUGCAGAACGCACAUUGCUAAACUGAGUCGGCUUGCCCUCAAAGGCUUAGAGGAGAGUCGGAUUGUGUUCUUGAAGGAUGAGCUUUCUUCAGAGCUGAUGAAUUUCGGGUUUAAAACUGGACUGCUCUCUCAGGUAGACCUAACGUAUGAAGGUGGCUCUAACCGUCAAGGCUGUACCUUCAUGCACCUCACUAUGCAGGAGUUCCUGGCUGCUCUGUAUCUCAUGACCAGUCAUGACAUUGUCGAAGCUCAGCUUAAGAAAAAGCUCAACCUGAAAACCCGAUGGACUACCAAGACUGAUCCCAAAACAGUCUUCACAGACUCUGUCCACCUGUUUGUAUGUGGGCUUGCUGCGCAAGCUUGUCAUUCCUGUCUGAUCCAGCUGAAAGCAGGCGAGAACGCCAAGAGCUGGGUGCAAAAGCGCCAAGCUGUGGUUCUCAAGAUCCUUAAGAGUAUAGCGGGCAGUACCAGCCUGACGGGGCCCAAGGCCGUGGAACUGUGCCGAUGUGCUCACGAGACUCAAGAUGUUGGACUGGCACAGUUUUUUGUGAGCUCUAGAGACUGCUUUGAGCUGAGAAACAUUAGGUUGAACCCGUUGGACAUGGAUGCUUUGGCGUUUGUGACGUCGGCAUCGGAGCAGGGUGUCGGACUGGACUUCGGAGGCUGCUCGAUGGAGUUGGAGUGUUUGGAGAUCCUCGCCAGUUGCAAGAAUGUGGACCACCUCAUUUUCCGUAGCCGCAAGCAUGAUGACAAGUUUGCAGAAGUUCUGGCCGGCAUCCUUCCAAAACUACCGACCUUGAAAAAACUCAAGUUUAUUGGUGGGAGCCUAACUGAUACUGGGGCCUCAAGCCUUGCAAAGGCUUUGGAGGACUGCCCACUAAUCACUCAUUUUGAUAUCAGCGAUAACAACCUUACAGACAAGGGAAUGAAGGAGAUCUCAGAAACCCUCUGUAAACUUAAGAAUAUCACAUCUGUCACGUUUGGCAAGAACAACUUCUCAUUACAUGGAGUUUUCAUUCUUGUUGAGGAGAUGGCCCAAUGCCACACAGCUCAGCAAGUUCAAGCUCACUUGACAGAUUGCGAACUUCGCGAAACUCACAUGGAGCGUCUUUACAGCAAACUGAGCAGCUACAGCUCUCUGAUUUCUCUGGAUUUGUCUAAAAAUGCCCUUGGCAACAAAGGUCUCAAGAAAUUGCUGGAUUUUCUACCCAAGCUCAAAACCAUUGAGGAAAUCAAUGUCAGUGAAAAUGGAAUAACUGUGGAUGGGGUGAUAUUUCUUGCUGACUGUCUCCAUACCUGCAUGGACUUGAUUGAGGUGCAUGCCAGAGACCUUUCUGGAAAGACAGAGCUACCCCUUCACAAGAAACUGAGUCUAACACACUCUGACGUCCAGUCGGUGGCUAUGACCAAGCUGUGUCGGAAAUUGGUCAAAUUUCCACACCUGCUGGAACUUGAUUUCUCCCACUGUUCUUUGAAAGAUGACGUCAUAGAGAAGCUGCUAAAGAACCUCCCAGAUAUGACAUGUCUCCAGCUACUGAAUUUAAGUCAUGUCCAGAUGUCUACAGAUGGAGCUCUGCUAUUGGUCACGUCUCUGAUUGACUGCCAGCGUGUCAAAUCAGUGGAACUCAGGCCACAGGGAGAGGCUUUCAUUAAGUUUGUCAAAGUCAAAGCAGAGAAGGCAACUUGCAAGCUUUCCAGCUAUGAGUUGAGCAGUGGCAAUGUGGAGAAACUUUCCAGAAUUCUGGAGAAAUGCCCUCGACUUGCUGAUCUAGAUUUGUCCAGUAACCUGCUGAGAGACGAAGGGGUGAAGAGCUUUGUGGACUUUCUGCCCCGACUACAGAUUAAACACUCAGUGAAUCUGACCAAUAACGAACUCACCCAGAUGGGGGCGCUCUAUCUGGUGAACUCAGUGAGCACCUGUGAGAAAGUGGUGGCCGUGGAAGUCAGUCUCGGAUCUGAGGACAAGUCGCUUAUUCGUUUUGUUCAGGAAAGUGUCACCAGUAAAACUCUGAGUCUCAGAGAGUGUAGGUUUGAGACUACCCACUUUCAGAAACUGAUAGAAAUCCUAUCCCAGUGCCCUAAGCUGAUUAAACUGGAACUGUCAUCUAAUGAAUCACAGAAUGAAGAUACUCUUUAUCUCCUGAGCGGCUUGGCUAAACUGUCCUCAGUGCAAACCCUGGAGAUGAGACAGAACAGGCUGAACUCUGCGGCGAUUAAGGAGCUGGUGAGCCAGAUGAGCCGUGGUCAUGGUCAAAGAAACAUAAGGAUUGAGGAGCCGCGGAUCAUGGUAGAAGAUGCAGUUGACUUGGUUGCCAGUUGCCUGGCUCUGAACCAGAACAUACUUGAGAUAACGGUCAAUAAAACCACACUCGAUAUCUCUUUUGAAAUUUUCCUUGAUCUAACUGCUUCCAGAAUUGAUCCUGAAAACCAAGUUUCCACUUCACAUGCGCUAAGAUCAAUAAGCUUUACUGACUGUGAAUUACAUGGCCGUGAGCUCUACUCUCUGGAGUCUACUCUUCAGAGAUGCCACAGCCUGCAAGGUUUACAUCUCAUUUCAAAGGAGAUGUCCGAAGAUGAAGUGGUUAUUUUUGCUGAGGGUCUAAGGCACGCUCAGAGCUUGGAGAGCUUAAGUUUGACACGUCACAUUAUUAGUGAUGAAUGUACAUCAUUACUGGGGAGAUCACUUCAGAGUCUGCCAAAUCUGAAGUCUAUCAGCCUUUCUCAGUGCUCUGGUUGGACAACAGAAGGAAGACGUGCCUUUGUCACGAGUUUGAUGCAGUGCUUCUCUCUGGAGCAGAUCAGUCUGGACUCUGUGGAGCUGGAUGAGGCGAGUUUGAACUGUCUGGCCACUGGCCUUCGCAGGCUCCCCUCUGUCAGGAGGCUCAGUUUGAAAAAGUCCACAGAAGCACCAGUGACACUAGAGGAGGAUGGUGCAGUUCUGCAUCUCAUUGCCUCCUUGCAGGGAUUUAAAGGGAUGGAAGAGAUUGAGUUGGAGGGGAUGAGAUUUGGACAGCAAGCGAUAGAAGAACUACAGAAACACAUUCCCAACUGGAUCAACCUGAAAAAGAUCAGUCUGUUUGGCAACUGUGUGAGUGACAGAGCUGGAGAGAAGCUGGUGCAAGCACUGAAACACUGCAGACAGCUUCAGGAACUCAAGCUCUCUAAAAACAGGCUGGGACAGGCAUGUGCUGCUAAACUGGGUGAAGUUCUUCCCUUGCUGCACCACCUGACAGUGCUGGAUUUGUCAGAGAACCAGUUUAACGCAGAAGGAGCGCUGAGUAUUUCCAAAAGCCUGUUUAACAUGACGUCGCUGACUAACAUAAAAUUGACAGCCUUCGGAACACCAGAACUGGGAAGAGUGGUUUCUUGUUUGGCCCACUGCACCAGCCUAGAAGACAUCAGUUUGGCGUGGAACGGUUGCGGAGACGCUGUCGCUAUGACGUUGGCAGAGAUUCUGCCACAGUGCACCAAGCUCAGGAGACUUGAUUUGGAGUCUAAUAGCAUCACCACUGCUGGUGCUAAAGCCUUGGCCAAAUGUUUACCAUCUUGUCCGUCAAUUGAAGUGAUCAGGCUUUGGAGGAACAACAUCGCAAAGGAUGAUCCAGGUCUGAACGACAAGAGAUUAAACUUCUCGUCGACCGUUUUUGGGAGCUACUAG
Molecule: messenger RNA, 4995 nt
Organism: Chanos chanos (milkfish)
Lineage: Eukaryota; Metazoa; Chordata; Actinopteri; Gonorynchiformes; Chanidae
Gene: nlrc5
Product: NLR family, CARD domain containing 5
Exons: 38
Coding region: 1-4995 (1664 amino acids)
Biological process (GO): positive regulation of transcription by RNA polymerase II; positive regulation of MHC class I biosynthetic process; positive regulation of MHC class II biosynthetic process
Molecular function (GO): protein binding
Source: RefSeq, a predicted model, not a curated record